AUGAAUAAAUUUACCUUAAAAUUUGAUGAUUAAAUAUUAGAAGAAUAAUAUCAAUAAGUUAAACUGAGAAAAAUUAGAAAACCCAUAUAUUUAGGACUCUUAGUACUAUGUUUUUGCAUGAUAAGUUCAAAUGCUAUAAUAAAUUUGAUUACUUAAUAAUAAACACUUUUAAAAACAUAUAUCAAUUAUUCUUAUCUAAUUUUUAUGGUAUUUUAAGCUAUUAUAGUUUACAGAAAACCUGCUUUAAUAAAAUACUUAUUAAUUAUUUCAAAUAUUGCCACAGGUUUGUUAUAAUUUAAUUUUAAUGAUUAAACCCCUGCUUAAAUAUACUAUGCAUAAAGUUCAUCAUUUACUUAGUUAUAAGCAGUUGCCUACUUUAUAUCAGAUUUUCAAGAUGGUGUAAUAUAAGUUUUAGCUUUACUAUUUAUAAGAUUGAUUAUUACUUCUAUAAAAAUAGAUGAUGUGGACUUAUAGACUGUUUUAAUAGGAAUAGCAUCAACAUUAUUUAUUCUAAUCACUUUAUAUGUUAAUGAUCAAAAUUCAAGAAAAGAGUUUUUAUCAAGUAUUUCAGAAGAUCUAUGGGAUCAUUCACUGUCUAUUCUAAUUAAAAAACCGCAUUUUAGGGUUUAAUAUAAUAAGGAGUAUAUGAAAAUUGAUUUAAUUUCAUCACACUAAUUAUAUGAUUUCCCUGGUUAUGAUGAAAAUAUAUGUUAAGGAUGUAAUAGUAGAUAAAUAUUACACUCAUAUAAAUACAAUAAAUAAAAUUUAAGUGAUUUUGUUCUAGAAUAAUAAUAAACAAUUUAAAAUUCAAUAAAAGUUGAAUACAAACAUCAUUCAUUUUAUUUAAGAAUAGUGUGUGUAGGAAUUAAGAAUUAAAAUAUUAUAGUAAUAUUUGAGAAAAGAAAAGAAGAUACAUAUGGAUAAAUAGUUCCAAAAAAAAUGAGAAACUUAAUUUUUCAAUAAAUUAAAUUAAAUCAUAAUAAUAAAGAUCAAUUUAUUAAAUAUUAUUUAAUUAAGGAUUAUUAUCAUUAUUAUUAAUUAAUUAGAUGUAAUUGA
Molecule: messenger RNA, 1056 nt
Organism: Paramecium primaurelia
Lineage: Eukaryota; Ciliophora; Oligohymenophorea; Peniculida; Parameciidae
Source: the annotation of a GenBank genome assembly